AUGGUAGCCACUAGAAGAUCGUCUGGAAAAUUCAUAGAUGUGGAAUUAAGUGAUAACGGGAAAGAAUUACAAGAAGUUAUCCCUAUUGAAGAACAACGAGCGGCAAUUGCACGGGCAUCACAAGAAAGUGAAGAGGAUGAGAUCCAAGAAACAUCUCCAGUGUUGGUAGAACCACCUCCACCAACAAAGAAGAAAGAGACUAGAGGUCGAAAGAGAAAAAAUCCCAAUGCAAAUUCAACAUCUUCAGACUCUUCGGCAUCAUCAUCAUCGGCAUCGUCGUCGUCAUCGUCUUCCUCGUCGUUUGAUCCUGUUAAAAAAAUCGAGAGAAGGGGUCGGAAAAGAAAGAAUCCGGAUGUUUCAGUUCCAACAACCAUAAAAAGAACGUCAGUACAAAAUAAUUUAGUCCGUUCAACUGAUAAACAAGCCCCAACUGACACUAGUAUUGCAACCAAUGUCGUUCCAAACAAACAUAAGAUAAAUCAUUUAUUGACAGACGAUGCUCCACUACACCCACCACCUCAAGUCCAGAACUCAAUUUCCAGUGCGACAUUACCUUCAAACUCGUUAAAGUACAGCACAGCAAAUCCACAAUCAAUUCCAAAUGUGAUGCAAUUACCUGUAACCACCCCACAACGACCAGUUCUCCCAACUCCGGCCCUUUCAACCAAAACAGCAGCAGCAUUACAAUUCCUGUCUCAGGCAAACCCAUUAUCUGCCAAGUGGCCAGCUCCGAUGGCCAACGAUGCUCCGCGAGGUUCCAAAAAAUCUACUGCCGCAACUACAACUACAAGUGCAUCUAAACCAUCAGAAACAAGAACAACAAGAAAAGGACUGUCAUCUGGAAAUAGCAAUGGACGUAUUCCUAUAACUUCAAUUAUAUCACAAAAGAUUGAUCUGCAAGAUAUUCCGUUGAUGUUAGACGAUGGGUCGGGGACAGAAAAUGGCGACAAAAAGACGAAGAGAAGAUAUAGAGUUGAUCGUGAUAAUAUCAAGAUCAACAAAAGAAUCAUGUCUCAAGAUACAGAGGAUGUCAUAAAAAUGUUUAAAAAAUUUGACGAUGAAGUAUUGACCAAUCCAGAAGCUAGAUCUAGACUUUUGAGUCUUGGGUUUGAAACUAGAAAACGAUACAUUACUACUUUUAAACAUUAUAUAAGAUUUUGUUGCAAAAAGAAAUUAGAUAAAUUUUUUGUCACUGGAGAAUUGAUGAAAGAGUUUUAUCAAGAGCAAUUUGCAAUGAGUUCAUCAAAUAAACCUGUCAUUAGGUUAAGAAAAAUGGAUCCAGCAUUUUCAAAAUUACAGGAGAUUAAUUUCUUGGUUUAUCAUUUAGCAAAUAAGGAUAUCCCAAAUCGACAUUUGGCGUUAGAGUAUUUGGUAUAUAAGGAAAUGGGUCAAGAUCCUCCUACUAAUGGUUCAUCAGACGGAAAAAUUAAUACCCUCAAUGAAUCAGCCCCAGUAGCAGCCCCAGCUCCAGCCCCAGCCCCAGGGUCAUUACCAGGGUCAGUACCAGUAUCAAAAACAGGACCAAUAGCAGGGCCAGAGUCAGUACCAACACCUACACCUGCCCCAGUAUUACCACCAAUUGAAAACUUAGAUUCAGGGCAAAGACCUUCAACAAGGAGCUCGUCAAACAAAAAAACUGCAGAACAAAAGGAACAGGAAUUAACACCAUUAACAAGAAAUUCUGCAAACAAAAGAGGUCGGAAAAGUCUUAAACUGAAACUUAAUCUUCAACUGUCGACUUCUGGCACCGAUAUGGGAGAGACUAGUCUGUCAGAUAGCAAUGCAUUAAAAAUGAUCAAUAUGCAAUCAAGAUAUGUGCCACCAUUGCCACAACAACAACAACAACAACCUCAACAGCCGCCACAAAAAGUAUUAUCACAGCGGGCACUACCACCAACACAUUCAUUAGUUUCAUCAUCAGUACCAUCAUCAAUAACUACUUCUAAUGAUAACAAAUCAGGUGAUAGCACUCCAGUUUAUACCAAAAAAGUGACGAAGAAAAAUAUUGAAGCAAUUCGUAAAUCAUUUUCCAAAAUGCGACAAGAUAUUCAAGAAGCAUUACAUCGUGAUGUGUCAGUAGAUCCCGCAUUUGUUUCAAAAUUGGCUGAUAAUAUCAAUGCUUCAUUAGAUGAUUUUGAAUUACAAUUGAAUGGACCAUCACCACCACCUCCACAAAUGAAUAGUAAUGGCAUACCAAUAAUUGAUUUAAAUAAUAAAAUUUAUACCGUGUAUGACAUUUUAGAAGAAUGGUAUAAAAUUGAACCAAGUAUUGCUACUAGAUUAGAAAAAUGGGGAGAAGGUUGGAUAAGAGAUUCAAUUGAUCAUAAUACGUUUUUGGAACGGAAAUUGGUCGUGGAAUUUGUUGAGAGAAUGAGUAAAGAAUGUAAUGUUGAUAUUUAUGUGAUUGCUAAUGAUUGUGAUCGAUAUAUUCGUGAUAAAUCAAUCUUAGAAGAAUUUAUUGCUGAACUUGAUUUAGAUGUUGAUGAUUUAUUUAAAAGAAUAUUGAGAUAUAGACAAAGACGAGGGUGA
Candida albicans SC5314 is the source of this 2529-nucleotide messenger RNA. RefSeq lists its product as uncharacterized. Lineage: Eukaryota; Fungi; Ascomycota; Pichiomycetes; Serinales; Debaryomycetaceae. The coding region runs from base 1 to 2529 and encodes 842 amino acids. The transcript has a single exon. The record is from RefSeq and is a predicted model, not a curated record.